UAAUUUGCCGCACAGCAAAGGAAACACAAUUAAUUCCGCGAGAUCUGGACAUGAGGUUGCGAAAUUAAUUGGUUACCAGGAAACCCAGAGCCAGCGAAGAGGUCAUGCGGAGACAUUUAGCUAAACUCGCAGGGGAUUCUGAUCCCAUAGCGAGAGGUACGGUUAAAACAGUAAGAUGGGGCGGAGCUCAGGUUAAGACUCCCUCUGCACCAGCAAGGCAACAGAGGUCCGGAUCUAUUACAUCUGUAACUAGCGAUAUUUUCACUGAGGCUGAGGCGAAAGAUAGGUGGAAAAACGUUGGAAAGUGUAUAAUGAUGGUCAGCAAUGUAGCUUCGGAGUUUCAGAAACUCGAAGUAACCCGUAAGGAGAUAGAGAAGACACAGGAUCAGAUAAAAACAUAUCUUGAACACAAGUUUGAAGUUGAUCGGAAGUUCAUGUUCGACCCCUCAAUCUUUAAGCGACCCAAACAGGAGAUAUUCUUCUCUCGAGAUCUAGAAGAAGUGGGAAGGAACAGAAGGCUCAGAACCACAGCUCAGAUCAGAUCUCUCAGAUUAACCCUACGAGAGUGCAACUCUUUUGGAGCCUACCCUGAAUAUGUACAGACGGAGUUGUGUAGGGUGGGACUGUUAGAGAGAUAUGGGAGAGGGAGAGUUUUACUGAGAGAGGGACAUAUACCGGGCAGAGUCUACUUCAUCCUCUGUGGAACAGUGGUACUGACAAGGUUCAACAAAGAGCUAAAAGAGGAGGAAACUCAGCAGAUUCUCAAUAAAGGAGACAUUUUCGGGGACUCUGAAGUUCUAGAACAGACGAUGAGGACAGCAACUGUUACCACAGCUUUAGACGGCAUGUUCUGGAGUGUGGAUGGACAGGACUUCAAGAACUCGAUGACCAGGAACCUGGAAGACAUCUACAAAACACCCUGUCCUCUACACAACACCCACACCUGCAACUGUAACAAGUCACUCCGUCGAACUAGAACCAGGAACUCCUCCACCAUCAUAGAGGACGGAGUGAGCCAUACUAUCUCCACACGUGCUGACGGCGCGCCCUCUGCACGUGCAGCUAACACAACACGUCAUGGCUCCAUCUCCAUCUCAGCGCGUGACAUGGCUGCCACACCAAGAGGAUCUCUCGCUGAUAUCUCCAUGGCUCACAGAGGAUCUCUUGGGUUGAACACAAGGAGUGCUUCUAUGAGUGCUAUGACAGCUAGAUCAGCUAUUCAUUUGUUUCUAAGCUCUCUAAAAUGGUUUGAGGACGUCCCUACAGUCAAAUUCCUUGAAGAUCCGAAAGCAGCUACUUUAGUGUACUUCAGGAACAACAAGUGUAUAGUACAGAGCAGCUCCAACAACGAUCUCCUCUGUUUUGUACGUGGUGGCAAGUGUGACGUCAUAACACGCAUUACCAUAGAAACGAACGUGAGACCACCCUCAGCGGUGUCCUGUUUUAACACUGGCAUGAAAUAUCACGAUCAGAAACCAAGGAGGAUACGACCCGUUACCGGCAUUAUUCGUAACAGAGAAGACAGAAUAUCGAUCAUAUCCCGACCAAUAUCCGCACCCUGCAGAACCACAGCCCCCUCCACACCAAAACUAUUUACUCCCUGCAAGAUAGAGAUAGACUCUAGCUGUCUGGACGAUAUCACAGAAGGUGUGGAUAUAGGAACCUCAAAUCAGUGUUCCUCAAAACAGGGAUCAAACAAGAAGCCUAGACCAGGAACUGGGGUGUCAGAAAGCAAGAGAAGGUUACACAGCGCUAAAAGCACGUGCAGCGCUAAAAGUGUUAGUGCUAAUAGUGCUAAGAGCACAUACGGUGGUAAGAGCACGUGUACUAAAUCUAGACCCGGGACUGGGUCCACAGUUACUCGGGACAGGUACUCAACCAAGACUGCUCCUCCUUUAAGACAGGAGUUUCUAAAGGUGUGCACACUAGAAGAGGGUGAUGUGUAUGGAAUGACCUCCCUAUUUGUGAUAGAUGGUGAGCUGGAGACUAGUCUGGUUAGCAGAGGGUGCGAGUGUGUUAUCGUCAAGAAGGAUACUUUCCAGCUCCUGCUCAACAAGUCCUGCAAGGAUAAUAUCAGGGAGAAGAUCCUGUUUUACCCAUCAUACUCUGAGAUGAAGAAGAAGUUGCUCAAUCUCUACUCUUGGUCAACUUAUAAAGAUAACUUGCGGAUAAAAUCUGGGAGACAUAAACCAGGAUGAGCAGAGACACGGGCAGCCUCUUCGGUAGCACCUCCGGCGCAACUGACAACCUCAUCAGAUUGUUCAAAUUUUGAACGACUCUUUUUGUAAAGAUAUUGUGUAUUAUAAGUCUGCAAUGAAGAUUGAUUCGGGAAAAUUGGACUCAAUAUUUUGAUUGUAAAUUAUAACUUCUUUUAUCAUAUUUUAC
Messenger RNA from Bolinopsis microptera, 2385 nucleotides. RefSeq lists its product as uncharacterized. The record is from RefSeq and is a predicted model, not a curated record. Bases 105 to 2198 code for a protein of 697 amino acids. NCBI's taxonomy places the organism in Eukaryota, Metazoa, Ctenophora, Tentaculata, Lobata, Bolinopsidae. The transcript is spliced from 14 exons.